This is a messenger RNA of Aedes aegypti (yellow fever mosquito), 1537 nucleotides long. Its product is annotated as neuronal acetylcholine receptor subunit beta-3. Lineage: Eukaryota; Metazoa; Arthropoda; Insecta; Diptera; Culicidae. The coding region runs from base 153 to 1466 and encodes 437 amino acids. Gene Ontology annotation, cellular component: synapse; membrane; neuron projection. The transcript is spliced from 6 exons. The record is from RefSeq and is a predicted model, not a curated record. Gene Ontology annotation, biological process: signal transduction; monoatomic ion transmembrane transport; nervous system process. Gene Ontology annotation, molecular function: extracellular ligand-gated monoatomic ion channel activity; transmembrane signaling receptor activity; neurotransmitter receptor activity.
CGGUAUCCCAUUACAGGGGAGUAUUUGCUCAUGUGAAUGAUCUCUAUGCUAAGCCAUUCGGUUUUCAUCGAUCAUUGCUUUCGGAACAGUUUCGGGACAGAUUUCAAGUUUGUGUGUGGACUAGUGAUUUCGUUAAUUACCUUGAAACAAAAAUGAAACUGUUUAUUAUUUUAUUGGCGAUGCAAAAUAUAAAUGAAAUAGUUUCGCUCGUGAACUGCGGACUUGAGCCGAGUGCACCGGAUGCCAUCCUCAGGAAGAAAUUGUUGUGUGGACAGUAUGAUAACUCAGAACGCCCAGUUAAAAAAUAUUCCGACCCCGUGAUCGUCAGUAUGCAUUUAGUGUUGCAGAAUUUCGAUAUUGAUGACGAUCGCCAAAAGCUAUUCAUCAACGUUUGGAUUCGCUUGUCGUGGAAGGAUCAAUUCUUGACUUGGGAUCCUAGAGAGCACAAUGGACUGAAGGAUCUCAUGGUUGAUUCCAAGGAUAUUUGGCUACCGGACAUGAUGCCUUAUGCGGCGUACUACAGCAACAAUCUGGAUGUGUCUUGUACGUCUCCCAAGUGCAGCGUGCUUUCCGACGGCGAGGUGAGGUGUAUUCCCGCCUGCGACUACCAUUCGCUCUGUGAGACAGAUUUCCGUAAUUGGCCUUUCGAUCGAAUGAACUGCACGAUUCGCUUUGGAAUGUGGGCGGAAUAUUCAAACGAGGUGGAUUUCACAGCUGAUGGAAUGUCGUUCAUUUCAAACCAAACCAACAGUCACAACGAGUGGCUUAUUGUGGCGACAAAUUUCACAAAGCAUGAAACAGAUACCACUGAUGGUAAUGAUACUACGAAAUAUCCUUCGGUGGUUUACAAUUUCGUUCUGGAGCGACAUUCUGGGGUUCAUUGUGCAAUUAUUCUGACACCAGCUUUUGUUAUGAUAUCCCUCAAUCUUAUUUCGUUAUGGAUCAAUUUCUGUACCAUUGAAAGAUUGAUUAUGCUUUCUAUAAGCGUGUUCAUCCAUUUCCUCUUCAUAGUGAACAUGUAUUGGCAGGUUCCUUACAACGGUUCUACAGUUCCAGUUUUCCUGAUAUUUUUCCGCGACUCGCUGAUCAUUACUGCAAGUCUCCUAAUAUUGACGGUUUUCAUCAAGCAUCUGUAUCUUAGUGGGAAGAAGGUUCCGAUGGUUUUGAGCAGUACUGUAGCAGUCCUUACAGGAAACCAGCUUGGAAAAUGGUUUUUCAACCUGGAGAGCACAACUGGUUUGGAAGUUGAGCCAUUGGAAGAAAAUCGACCGAACGAAGAAUCUCCAGAUGAAUCCACGAGGGACACUGCCAUUCUUGUUGGAGAACAAACGGACGGAAAUGCGGACAAACCUUCAAAAUUGGGUGAUGAAAUGAAGGUCUUUGCUAUGGUUCUCGAUAGAUUGUUGUUUAUAGUCGGUUUAGUGUCCUAUACACUAAUGAUUGUUACUCUUAUUCCAAGAAACUAAUUAAUUUGAUUUAACAUUCGGGCUCUUAACGCCAAGAGUAGAUAAAAUAAAUGAUUGAUAAUAUUAGAUUA